Staurois parvus is the source of this 648-nucleotide messenger RNA. Lineage: Eukaryota; Metazoa; Chordata; Amphibia; Anura; Ranidae. The record is from the annotation of a GenBank genome assembly.
AUGGCUGAUAAGAGGGUGCCUAAGGAGGUGACCCAUCUACGUGGUUUGGAGGCUUCUGGAGCCAGCAGCACCCCUAGGCACCUGAGUUUGGGGGUGGGCAGCAGAGAGAGCCCCAGUCCUCCUGGGCUUACCAAAAACCUGGAGACUUCUUCUGUGAAAUCGGAGAACUCUGAAGAUGGUACAGGCUGGGCGAAGGAAGGAGGCAGAUAUUCCCCUCCACCAAGACAUUUAAGCCCAUCUACCUGCACCCUGAGGAAACACAAAACCAACCGCAAGCCCAGAACUCCCUUCACCACGUCGCAGUUGUUGGCCCUGGAGCGCAAAUUCCGCCAGAAGCAAUACCUCUCCAUAGCAGAACGAGCUGAGUUCUCCAGUUCUCUCAACCUCACAGAGACCCAGGUCAAAAUCUGGUUCCAGAACCGCAGAGCCAAAGCCAAAAGACUGCAGGAGGCUGAACUGGAAAAGCUGAAAAUGGCAGCAAAGCCCAUACUUCCCCAUGGCUUCAGUUUACCUUUCCCUAUCAAUUCCCCCAUCCCAGCUGCUUCAUUGUAUGGAUCCUCCUACCAGCUCCACAGACCGGUCCUUCCCAUCCCACCUGUAGGACUCUAUGCUACUCCUGUUGGAUACAGCAUGUAUCACUUGUCUUGA